Molecule: messenger RNA, 1258 nt
Organism: Frankliniella occidentalis (western flower thrips)
Lineage: Eukaryota; Metazoa; Arthropoda; Insecta; Thysanoptera; Thripidae
Product: pancreatic lipase-related protein 3-like
Biological process (GO): lipid metabolic process
Molecular function (GO): lipase activity
Source: RefSeq, a predicted model, not a curated record
CUGGACAGAGGGCCGGGCGGACAAGGCGGGGCCUCACCUGGGCCGACUGGUCCGGGAGCGAUCAGGUGCCCGUGCACGCCAAGCAGGUGGGCAGCAGCGACGAGGAGUACUACCGGAACGGCAUCCACUUCGAGCUGUACACCGUUAAGAACCCGGACGAGCCCGAGCUCCUCGACAUUUACUCGUCAGAGCUCGAUUUUGAGACGGUCUUCGACGCCCGACGCCCAACCAAGGUGGCCGUGCACGGCUGGCUCAGCGACGGACUCGGCCUGAUACAGCUGAGGAAGGCGUUCCUCGCCACCUCAGACGUCAACUACAUCGCGGUCAACUGGACCGACAUCGACACCAUCGUGUACCCGCUGGCGCGCUACCACGUGUCCAGCAUAGCACAGCGCGUCGCCUUCCUGCUGGACUUCCUGCGCAUCAUGUUCGGCGUGCCGCUCUCCUCCGUCCACGUCAUCGGCCACAGCCUCGGCGCGCACAUCUCAGGCCUGGCGGGCAGCAUGGUCCAGUGGGGCAGGUUGGGCCGCAUCACAGGUCUAGACCCGGCCGGACCGCUGUUUUUAAACGACCCGACGCGCCGCCUGGACAAGAACGACGCCAUGUUUGUGGACGUGAUCCACACGUGCGCCAACCUGCUGGGCUACAGGGACGCCAUCGGCCACACCGACUUCUACCCCAACGGCGGGAACUGCUUCCAGCCGGGCUGCGCCCUGACAGACAUGACCCAGGGGACGUGCAGUCACGACCGAGGUUACGACUUCAUGGAAGAGUCCAUACGCGGGGGGAUCUUCACGGCAUUCCCGUGCGCGGGGGCGAACAGCGCCCCCGACUUCAGUCAGCCAGAUAAAAACAUAGUGAUGGGCGUUUCUACGCCGCCCAGCUCGAGAGGAUCCUUCUGCCUCUACACUAACGAUGCAUCACCCUUCGCAAUGGACCAGACCAAGCAGCUGAAGGUUGCCGCGAAUACCAGUACUACCGAACCUGACGAGCAAUUCAGGGCAAGGGUCUACAGGACCUUCAUGCGCAGGGGAACAGAAUACGAAAGUUUGGGAAGAGACAUGCCCGACUUUUAAUUGGGAAGAAGUUAGAAACUUACCAAAAUAAAACUUACUACAAGGAGAGUACGCAUUGCAGUACAAGAAAAAGACACAGUUCCCAGGAUGAUACGAAAAAUCAAAAGCGUCGAAACACAUGUGCCAUAUUACCUAAACCCAACACCAAGUGCGAAAUAAAGAUAAUUUUGCACAGAAAACAA